CAUGGCCCCUCCAACACCUGCUGAGAUAGAGGCUCAUCAGCGGCUUCUCGAUAGUCUCGACAUCGCCCCGAUUCCGCGUCCCUUCCGCAAUCCCAACUGGAAACCAUCGCAGCGCCGCAACAAGAACGUCAAGCAGCUCCUUUCAGAAAGCUCCCGGAAAGAAGCAUCAGUGCUGGCAACGCAGGCCAACUCCGGCGCUACAACUCCUUUGCCUACUACCAGCACAGAUGGUAGCCAGACCCCUGCUGAAGGCGCUUCACGGGAUCCGAACAUUGCCCAGGCGGCGCAGAACCUAUCGACCCUCGUCCUGGAGAAGAACGCACGAGCAGCUGUGCCCUCAGGGCCUUCGGUCACUUAUACAAACAUUGAGUCGGCGCCUUCGGUGCAUUCGUUCCAUCAGAAACGCUAUUGCGAUAUCACUGGACUGCCAGCCCCGUACACGGACCCAAAGACAAGAUUGAGAUAUCACGAUAAGGAGGUCUUCAGUGUCAUCAGAACGUUGGCACAAGGUGUACCGGAAACCUACCUGGAAGCCAGAGGUGCCAAUGUUAUUCUGAAAUAA
Molecule: messenger RNA, 562 nt
Organism: Aspergillus wentii DTO 134E9
Lineage: Eukaryota; Fungi; Ascomycota; Eurotiomycetes; Eurotiales; Aspergillaceae
Exons: 1
Biological process (GO): chromatin remodeling
Cellular component (GO): Ino80 complex
Source: RefSeq, a predicted model, not a curated record